Drosophila rhopaloa is the source of this 3371-nucleotide messenger RNA. RefSeq names its product b(0,+)-type amino acid transporter 1 (gene sbm). Gene Ontology annotation, cellular component: membrane. Gene Ontology annotation, biological process: amino acid transmembrane transport. The coding region runs from base 168 to 1793 and encodes 541 amino acids. The record is from RefSeq and is a predicted model, not a curated record. The transcript is spliced from 9 exons. Lineage: Eukaryota; Metazoa; Arthropoda; Insecta; Diptera; Drosophilidae. Gene Ontology annotation, molecular function: L-amino acid transmembrane transporter activity.
UUGGGAUGCGAACAGUUGCCUGCGAAUCGCCGCCCACUGCGCUACACUUUUUUUGGCCCGCUCUUGGUUGAAGCACAUAUAUACAUAUACAUAUAUUUGUAUUCGUAUUCGCUGGGAGCUGAAAUUCGCGGCGAAAUAAUUUUAGCAACUUGUUAUCCGUCCAUGCCAUGCGCGAUAAAAUAUCACAACUAUUUUGCUUGCAAAAGAACGCAUGCAAAAAUAAUUCAACAGAUAAUAACAGAGGACAUAAUGUGCCAACAAAAGCAACGACCAACGGGACCAUGUGCGCCAAUGGGUCUCUUGGGACAGAAGGGCCCGAAGCGCCAGAGACCGACUCAUCAGGGACCGGGCGGAUGCGGAAGCCGCUGGAGAGGAAUGGCUCAACGCAGAACCACGCUGUUCACCUCGAGAGAAGGCUGGGCCUCUUCAGUGGGGUGGCUUUAAUUGUUGGAACUAUGAUAGGGUCUGGAAUUUUUGUGUCACCCUCCGGUUUACUGGUUCGCACUGGUUCCGUUGGAGUUAGCUUUAUAAUCUGGCUUGCCUGUGGUGUGCUCUCUCUGCUGGGCGCUCUGGCAUACGCUGAACUUGGCACGAUGAACACGUCGUCGGGGGCGGAGUGGGCCUACUUUAUGGAUGCCUAUGGACCGGCGCCGGCGUUUCUGUUCUCAUGGGUAUCGACUUUGGUGUUGAAGCCAUCUCAAAUGGCUAUAAUAUGCUUAUCAUUUGCACAGUACGCCGUUGAGGCCUUUGUGACGGAAUGCGAUCCGCCCAGGGGCGUGGUCAAGAUGGUCGCCCUGGUGGCAAUUGUGAUGAUUCUGUUCGUGAACUGCUACAGCGUGAACCUGGGCAUGGCCGUGCAGAACGUGUUCACCGCCGCCAAACUGGUGGCCGUGGUGGUCGUGAUCUGCGGCGGAGCCUACAAACUGAUGCAGGGCAACACGCAGCACCUGUCCAAUGCAUUUAGCGGCCCCAUGCCGAACGUGGGCUCCAUCGCGACGGCCUUCUACACGGGAUUGUGGGCCUACGACGGCUGGAACAACCUGAACUACGUUACCGAGGAGAUCAAGAAUCCCAGCAAGAAUCUGCCGCGCUCGAUCAUCAUCGGCAUUCCGCUGGUGACGCUCUGCUACGCCCUGAUCAACAUCUCCUACCUGGCGGCCAUGUCGCCCGAGGAGAUGAUCGUCUCGGAGGCGGUGGCCGUCACCUUCGGCAAUCGCGUCCUGGGAGCCCUCGCCUGGCUGAUGCCCCUCAGCGUCACCAUCAGCACCUUCGGCAGCGCCAACGGCACGCUCUUCGCAGCUGGCCGUCUCUGCUUUGCGGCCAGUCGAGAGGGUCACCUGCUGGACAUCCUCUCCUACGUCCAUGUGCGCCGUCUGACUCCCGCUCCGGGGCUGAUAUUCCACUCGCUGAUUGCCUCGGCAAUGGUGCUGCACGGCACGAUUGAAUCGCUGAUUGAUUUCUUUAGCUUCACCGCCUGGAUAUUCUACGGCGGCGCGAUGCUGGCCCUGAUCGUGAUGCGCUACACCAAGCCCAACUAUCCGCGGCCCUACAAAGUGCCGAUCAUCAUUCCCGUUGUGGUCUUGGUCAUCUCCGUGUAUCUCGUGGCGGCGCCCAUCUUCGAGACCCCGCGCGUCGAGUAUCUCUACGCCCUGCUCUUCAUCUUCGCGGGCCUGAUCUUCUACGUGCCGUUCGUCAAGCUCGGGAUGACGCCGAGGUUCAUGAACAAGGUGACGCUGUUCUUCCAGCUGCUGUUGGAAGUGGUGCCCACCUCAUCGAUGGCCAUGUUCGAGUGAAGCUGCCCCAAGAAGUGCUCAAGAUUGGUUGACUGGGGUCACCAGGCUCGGAACGAGAGAAGCAAAUACAUUCACUUAAUUACUAUACAAACGAGGAUAUAUUAGGAGUGAAGCAUAGACAGGAUACAAGGGGUUGAUUUGGAAUGGCGAUGGAGGAGUGUUAAGAGCAACCUAUAUUGAUAUACUGACGUUGUCGUUGACAAAGUAGUGCUAGAGAAACAGAAACUAUUUGAAAUAGUCUUUUUAUGCUAUGAGCUGGUUAUAUUCAAAGGUUAUAUAUGAAUAUACAGAUAUUUAGUGUGUAUCUUUAUCGAUUGUGUGUAGCGCGCAUAGGCCAAGUUGCAUAGUUGAUACGUACGUACGUUUAUACAAACAAACAAAUCUAUAUAUACAUAUAUUUUUGUGUUCUAUUAAUUAAAGAUCAAGACAAAUGACAGAAACAACUGAAAACAACACACACUGAAACAGUCGAAACAAUCUUUGCCAAGCGGUUGGAAGUGCAGGCCCCAAAAAGAAAGACCUUCUGAAAUUGCAAUGGGCUGAGGUUUGAGUACAGUGAAGCCAGGAAACAAAGACACCACCAAUCCGUACAGUACCCACCUAAAUCAACACUCGCCGCAGAGCUUUCGGGUUUAUCCUUGUUUGAUUUCACUUGACUUUUCCGUUGGCGCUAUAUACCCACAUUAUAUACGAGUUUAGCGAUCUAGGGAUCGGCUGGAAUAGCAAUAUUUAUAUAUAUGUAUAUGUGUGUGAUGGAUCGAUAAUGAUGAUAAUAAUACAGAAAAAAGAAGAAGGAAAAAACCCCAACAAGGAAACACAAAAAGGACAAAGGCAAAUUACAAAAUACAAAGAACCCAACUGAAUGUUUCUAACUUUGUGCGACAAUGACGCGUGUGAAAUUCGUAGGACUGCAAAUAGGCAUUAAUGAUUUGUAAUUGAUACCAAAGUAAGGUAAAGAAAACAAACACUGAGAAAAAAAUUCAAACAAAAAAAUAGAAAAAGCCAAUUGAAAAAGAAAAGCAAACAUAAAUACUACUAUGGAUACUUGUUAAAUACAUUUUUUUGCGACUUCUGUCUGCUUUGACAAAUCGUUGCAACCAAAGCUAGAACUAGAUUUAGAAAACGGUUAUACUUCUAUGGUUAUAAUUAUUAUACAAUUUUUUUUUUGUUUUCGGUUUUUCGCUUUUCGCGGAGGACUCGUCGUACACGAGUUAGAAAAAGACAGCAGAUGUGGAUGCCAUCUCGCUCGCAAACAAUACAAGAAUUUACAUUUUUUUUCAAACUACAUUUUUUUUUUAAUGUUUCGCUAUGCUUAUCAAUUGUCUGAACCGAUAUACAAAACAUUUAUAUCUUUACCUAUAUAUAGGGAUACUACAGAACUUACACACACAUAAAUAUAUAUUUAUAUAAUUUGUUAAGUUUAAAAAUUUUAUAAUUUUAUUACCAACUAUUUACAAUGAGCUAAACGGUAACCAGAACAAAUCGAAAAUCUCUAUCUAUACAUGUACCUACCACCUAAUAAGAAAAGAAUUGUAUUAUGUAAACCAGAAAUUGACGAAAUAAAGUUUUUGAAACACA